Molecule: messenger RNA, 537 nt
Organism: Adineta ricciae
Lineage: Eukaryota; Metazoa; Rotifera; Eurotatoria; Adinetida; Adinetidae
Source: the annotation of a GenBank genome assembly
AUGAUGGCUAAUGAUCAACGCGUUUGGCAAGUGUCGAUAUGGAGCGAUGCAAAUUAUGAUGGUGAUCUUACUCGUUUCUCUGACGCAUUGUAUACUUACGGCCGAGAAUCGUCGAAUCAUAAUUUUCUACCUAAUUUUCCAGUAAAAGCAAUAUUUGACAAUGGACCAGCAUUUCUGUUCGUCUCAUCGGAAAAAUUCGGGCCGGCUGAAUGGUAUGUCGUAGCUUCAAUAGCGUCUGAUACUUAUCCAUCAGAACCGCCAAUCGAGUUGCUUAUUCGUAUGAAUAAAUACAAAAGUUAUCCUUCCGGUGACAAGUUUGAUAUGUGUGGAACUGGUCGAAGUGCAUUUAAUGCAGACGCUGUUAACUUAAAUAAACGCUAUGUCAAUGGAACUGUUGAAGACCGUCGUCACAUUAAACAAACUAGAUUAAAUUCCGUACAUGGAAUGCUAUGGUAUAUUCUUAAUUCAUCAUCGAUCCCGAAUCGUGUACGCGAGCAUCAAUUCAACGUUGUGGAUUAUGUGAUGAUCAAUAGAUAA